Molecule: messenger RNA, 2361 nt
Organism: Epinephelus moara (kelp grouper)
Lineage: Eukaryota; Metazoa; Chordata; Actinopteri; Perciformes; Serranidae
Product: cleavage and polyadenylation specificity factor subunit 7-like
Exons: 9
Coding region: 636-2027 (463 amino acids)
Biological process (GO): mRNA alternative polyadenylation
Cellular component (GO): mRNA cleavage and polyadenylation specificity factor complex
Molecular function (GO): mRNA binding
Source: RefSeq, a predicted model, not a curated record
CAUGACGCCAUAUUGCUAAGGUAACGGCAAUGUUUAGCCAGCCACGCAAAACAUAAAUAGCCCCAACAUGGCAUACGUAAGGGUUGUUACUUAAUUGGUGUAUUUUCAGAUGUCCUUUAUGACCAAUGCGAUCAAAAUUUAAAAGAGGCUUGACUGUAGGAACCAAAAAAUAUUGUUUGUCGUUGUGAACCGGUAACUUAUUCCUGACGCACCUAUGUGUUCACGUACCGAACGAUUAGCAUCAUUAGCAUUAGCUGAUCAAAGAGCGAGCUCGCAACACUCGUAUUCACAUGUUAACUAAUUGUAUUGAAAACUUUAAGAAUAAAUGCAUGGUCUGUGAUGUGUAUUAAUGCUUGACGUGUGUCCGCAUGUCGUUUUCUCGGUUUACCAUCAUAUUUUGUUUUUGCUAACGGCUGAGUAUCAUCUUGUACGGACACGAGCGAAACCUUGGUAAACGUUAGUUAACGUCGGAAACAAGGCGUAACGUUAAUAGUAAUUCACAAAUUUUGUCAGUGCACCUGUUGUCGGUAUGCACUGGUAAUUUGCAAAGUGUGCAUGUGCGAACUUCACUGAAAACUAAAAAAAAGACGUAACUAGCUGCAGUGCCACCAACUGGAUCACCUUAGGCCCACGGGAUGGCUGCUGCAGGACCUGCAGCCGGACCAAGUACCUCCAAGCAGGAUCUCAUAGAUCUUUACGGGGACCUCAAUCAAAACGAAGAGGAUUUGGACAGAAUUGCUGAAGCAAAUGAACUUUUUGAUGCUGUUCUGACUGGCUCAGUUGACCGGGAUAAGAAAGUCACUACAGAUGUGGCACCUCCGAAAACGACAGCAGCUACAGAGGAGGUUAACUCAAAAGUGGUAAACAAUAAAGGAAGAAACUCACUGAGGAAACUGUCUUUAUAUAUUGGGAAUUUUCCCUGGUGGACAUCCGAUAAGGACAUCAUAUGCAUGGCUCAAACGCUGGGUGUGAGGGACAUCAUAGAGAUUAAAUUUGCUGAGAACAAAGUUAACGGCCAGUCAAGAGGCUUUGCUGAAGUGGUGGUUACCUCAGACGAGUCAUUUAAACUACUGUUGGAAAAAAUCCCCAAAUGUGAGAUCAAUGGGGAAAGGGUAGACUGCCGUUUUGCCACUCGCCAGAACCUGUCUGUGUUUGAGGACAUGGCAAAUAAACGUAUACCCCUGCGUGUUAACUCCAAAGACUCUAAGGACACCGAUCCUUCGAAUAAGAUUCCCUCAUUAUUAUCACAGGAGUCCAGCCCUCCCCCCAUACCUCCUCUUCUUCCAUCACAUCCACUCGCAAACAGGUUUCCCUCAUUACCCAACCCUUACCUUAGUCAUCCACCUCCUCCCUUUCCACAUAUGCCACCAAACAUCCCUCCACCCAUGCCCCCCCAUUUGUACCCUCCUCAUCCAGUCCAUAUUCCCAGCCAACCACCUCCCAGUCUGCAUAUAAAUCCAGCUUUCUUCAAUCCAGCACAAGACGGGCACAGCAGCAAAGCUUACAGCCAGCAAAAACAUACACCUCAAAGGACAGAUGGAGACUUUGAAGAGCUAUUGAACAGAAAUAAAGCAGUUGCCAGCAGCGCCAUCAGCAAGGCUGUGUCUGGAGCAACAGCUGGAGACUUACGAGUGGCCAUGGAGACUCUAUUAACCGCCAUUGCCAUCAUUAAGCAGUCCAGAGUGUACGGAGAUGAACGCUGCCAAGCCUUGGUCACCUCACUCAAAGACUGUCUAGUCUCUAUCCAGGGCAACUACGGCUACAGGAGUGGCAGUCGUUCUGGGGACGACGAAAGAGACCGGGACAGGGGUCGCGACAGAGAGCGAGAGCGAGAGCGUGAUAGGGAUCGUGACAGAGAAGACUCUUCUGGUUGGGACGGUGUGGGAAUGUCUCGGAGACACAUAGAUCAUUCCCGGAGCAGGGACAGGGACAAGGCACGCUCACGGGAACGGCACAGAGAUCAAAGAGAUCAAAGAGAUCAAAGGGAUCACAGAGAUCACAGAGAUCACAGAGACCGAUACCGCUAACUUGACUGAUGGAGUGUUUAAGUGUGAAGACAAGUGAAGAUGGGACUUUUGUUUUUGCACCAAGUUGCAUAAAAUCUGGGGGAAUCUAAGGUGAGACUGAAGAUGCAUCUCCAAAAGUCUGAAGUGUACUUUUUUUUUUUUGUUUUGUUCACCAGUCGUUUGUACAUACUGGGACUUUUACCUGUUUUAAGAAAAAUGUGGUUGUAGAUUUGUUGGUGGGAUGUCAGAUUCCAAUGUUUGCAUGCAUAGGAACACCUCUUAAUAAUAACUUAAGAAAAACAGUGUAACAGUUUCUUCACUUUCUUUUGUAUUAAAUCUGCAGAUUAAAAACACA